Messenger RNA from Darwinula stevensoni, 956 nucleotides. The record is from the annotation of a GenBank genome assembly. Lineage: Eukaryota; Metazoa; Arthropoda; Ostracoda; Podocopida; Darwinulidae.
AUGAACCAUUUCUCCCAUCUCUUGGAAGCAUUCCGUGAGAAGCUCCAGAGCUAUGCAUCACGGUACAAGAAUGAGAUACGCAAGGACCCCCAGUUCCGGCGGCAGUUCCAAGAAAUGUGUUCCAGUAUUGGUGUGGACCCUUUGGCAUCAAGCAAAGUUUGCAUGGCAACAAGUCAUCGUAAUGGAGGCUUAAUCUCUUUGGAGGAGCUGCGGGAGCGGGUCCUGGUCUCAAGAGGGGGGAAGAAGCAGUACCAUGAUGACCUGAUGCGAGCAAUUAAAAAGCUGCGUGUCCUUGGCACUGGAUUCACACUCAUCCCUUCAGGAAAUCGCUAUCUUGUUCAAUCUGUGCCCAUGGAACUCAGCAUGGACCAUACACAGGUGCUGAAUGUAGCAGAAGGAAGCACCUUGGGUUGUGUGACAAGGGAGGACCUGGAGAAGGGAUUGGGUUGGACCAGGGAGAGGGCAGAGCGUGCCCUCAGGGACAUGGUGCGAGAAGGCAUGGCCUGGGUCGACGAGCACGAUCUCCGGCUCCCUUCGUAUUGGUUCCCCGCCUUGUUCCCACAAGCCAUGCACUCCAACUGACAUUUGUCUGUGAACGUUUUUGUCUGCUCUUAAUGGCUUCUGCUUGAUUCCAUUGUCUUGGCACUGAUCUAUUCUGAUCCCUUGACUCAUGUGAGGAUGGGAAAUAGAAAGAGAGUUUUCAAUCAAAUAUGUGCCAAUUUGUUUUAAAUUGAAGUGUUCUACCAAGGAACAAACAGCAUGAAAUCAGGCAUAUAUUGUGUGAAAAUGGACUCUGAUCAAAUUAUGCAUCAGCUUCAACAGGUUCUCUCUAAGUUUGACUGAGACAAGCCAGAUUACCUCGUUUUCCCCAUGAGGUGCUCUUAAUGAGACAAAGCAUGUUCCCACCAGGGAAAAAGCUCAUGAACCUUGUGAUCUUUGUUUUGCUAUGUGGAAAG